Cotesia glomerata is the source of this 960-nucleotide messenger RNA. Its product is annotated as protein lethal(2)essential for life-like. Gene Ontology annotation, molecular function: protein folding chaperone. The transcript has a single exon. Gene Ontology annotation, biological process: protein refolding; response to heat. The record is from RefSeq and is a predicted model, not a curated record. Lineage: Eukaryota; Metazoa; Arthropoda; Insecta; Hymenoptera; Braconidae. The coding region runs from base 168 to 746 and encodes 192 amino acids.
UAUUACAAUUAGAAUUAAACAGAGCGUUCUCGAAAUGUCGAGUAAACGUUAAUCUGACGUUUGCGGAGAGUAUAAAAGCACGAAACUGCGCGGCUAGCGUCAGUCGAAAAAUAACAAGCAAAGAAUAAACUUCUAAAUAAAAAUAAUAAGUGUUUUUUUUUCUUUUAAUGCGAUCAAGAAUGUCUCUCGUACCGAAGUUAUUUUCCCACUGGUGGGAAACUUUGGAGCGUCCUCACCGUUUGAUGGACCAACACUUCGGAGUGCCCUGGAAUCCUGACCAAAUGUUCCGUGACAUGGAGCGGAACUUCCGCGAGAUGGAGAGAAGAUUUCCAUCAGUGUACUACAGACCUUGGGCUGAUUUGAUGAGAGAAGAUGACAAAGGAGCCUCCACCAUAAAAGCCGACAAAGACAAGUUCCAAGUCGCCUUGGACGUCCAGCAGUUCAAGCCCGAGGAGAUCAACGUCAAGAUUCGGGACAACUUCAUCGUCGUCGAGGGCAAACACGAGGAAAAGCGAGACGACCAUGGAAUCGUGUCCAGACAGUUUGUCAGGAAGUACAUGAUUCCGGAGCAAUGCGACCCGGAGAAGGCCACCAGUGCGCUUUCCACUGACGGAGUGCUCACCAUCACUGCUCCCAGGAAACCUGAAGCCAUUGAGGCCAAGAAGGAAAUACCCAUCAAAAUUGAACACACUGGGAAACCUUCUAUUGAACAUCAGGAACAGGAGAAAGUCGCUGCCAAACAGUAAAUUUAAAUUAUCUAAUUAAUUAUUUAAUUAUUAUUGCAUGUAAGAAACUUUUGUUAUUAUUUAAAAGUCUGAGUCAUUUUUUUUUUUUUUUUUUUACUUGUAAGUUCUACGUCUCAUUAAAAUGUAAUUAGUCUUUGAAUCACUCAUUUUUUGUAAAAAUAUGUAAGUGAAGCCGAUUUCAAAGUUUAGAAAUAAAUGAAAAAGAAAAAAAUAA